AUGGCUUGUCAUCCUGAAAUCAUACAUCGUGACAUAAAGGCAGCAAAUAUUCUUCUUGAUGAUAAGUUUGUUGUGAAGGUUGCAGAUUUUGGGCUCGCUAAGUUUUCAUCAGAUACUAAAAGUUAUGUCUCCACUGCCGUAAAGGGAACUUGGCGUUACCUGGAUCCAGCGUAUCUUAGAAGUGAAAAGCUCACUGAUAAAGCAGAUAUCUUCUCCUUUGGGGUAGUACUUUUGGAAUUGAUUACUGGACGAGUACCUAAGCGUGAUACUGAACUCUUGUAUCAGUGGGCGAAGCCUUUGGUCAAGCAAGCUUUGGAAAAUGGCAACUUUCAUGCUCUUAUUGAUCCAAGGUUGCAGAAUGAAUACAAUCCUAGUGAAAUGCGUCGAAUGGUUGCCUGUGCUGCUGCUUGCGUGCGUAAUUCAGCCUCGAAUAGGCCAAAAAUGAGGCAGAUAGUUCGAGCUUUGGAAGGAAAUCUUUCUCUAGAAGAUCUAAAUGGGGGAAUCAAACCUGGGGACAGUGGAGAAUUUGGUUCCUAUGGGAGCAUGAGUUAUGAUACCAACCAACGUAAUGAGGACUUGAAGAAAUACAAUAAAUUGUUACAGGAAGACCACGAGGAAGACACUAAUGAGCAAAGCGAACCUAGUACAAAUUAUGUGUCUGCUCUGCAGACUGCACGUUGAAGGGGAAUACUCG
Messenger RNA from Quercus robur (English oak), 694 nucleotides. Its product is annotated as proline-rich receptor-like protein kinase PERK1. The coding region runs from base 1 to 681 and encodes 226 amino acids. Gene Ontology annotation, molecular function: ATP binding; protein kinase activity. Lineage: Eukaryota; Viridiplantae; Streptophyta; Magnoliopsida; Fagales; Fagaceae. The transcript has 6 exons. The record is from RefSeq and is a predicted model, not a curated record. Gene Ontology annotation, biological process: protein phosphorylation.